Molecule: messenger RNA, 642 nt
Organism: Papaver somniferum (opium poppy)
Lineage: Eukaryota; Viridiplantae; Streptophyta; Magnoliopsida; Ranunculales; Papaveraceae
Exons: 1
Coding region: 1-642 (213 amino acids)
Source: RefSeq, a predicted model, not a curated record
AUGUGGGGGGUGAAAAAAAAUGUCAAGGGGUCUGGGGACAAAGAAGGUAUUCCUGAUGACGGGAGAGAAGAAAGUGGUAAACGCAAAAAGAAUAAAGGCAAGGAAAAGGUUACGGAGUACAGUGAUGUGGAGUCUGCAACUGAUCAAGCGGCUUUUAAAGGGAAGGAUGACAUUGAUGUGAGUGGUGAAGUGGAGAAGGAUAAGGGUAAAAAAAAUAAAAGAAAGAAUACAAAUGGAGGUGAUUCCAUGGAAAGCUACAUUGAGAAGCCUGGUGGUGAAGCUCAAUCUGGUUCUAGUUCUUCUAAGAAGAGGAACCGAGAGGAGGAAGUUCUAGAUGUAGCGAUUGGGGAGGAGAAGACCAAAAUGGAUGUAAAUUUUGAAUAUACGAAAGCGAAUGUUGGAGAUGUUGAAACAGAGAACAGUCUUGGAAGCAUGAAUGAACAUUUGAGGAACUCGUAUGCUAAAAAAUCAUCCAAAAGAGUAAAAUUUGCUAGUCAUGUAGAAGUCUUCCCCUCAUCUGAUGACCAAGAUGAUCGGGAGGAAAACCUAGGAAAUAAGUUGGUUCAAGGUAAGAGGUUCACGAGGAAAGAAGAUCAAAUAAUCAAAGAUGCUGUUCACGAGUAUAUAGAGGUAUACUUAUGA